This is a messenger RNA of Xyrichtys novacula (pearly razorfish), 29557 nucleotides long. NCBI's taxonomy places the organism in Eukaryota, Metazoa, Chordata, Actinopteri, Labriformes, Labridae. The record is from the annotation of a GenBank genome assembly.
CAGCAGAUUUAUGUCUGUUCUGCAGAUUUGUCACAGAUGGGGGCACUUUUGUAUCAAAACACUAAACCUGCUGCUUUAGUCUAACUGCCAACUCUGUAAUCAUUGAGACGUUAGUGUUAACUAGAUAAUGAAUGCACCUAUGCUCCAAAACUACUCAGGAAUAAUCUUCUUCUAAUAUUAGCUCCAGCCGUGCUGAAGGUUAGGUCAGAGGUCACUCCUCCAUUGGAGAACAAGAUGAGGUUUAAGAGGUUAAAGGUCAGUCACAAAUAUGCAGCCUGAGGUUGGUAGGGUCAUCAGGUUAACCUAUGUGACCCAAGGAGUUAUGGGGUGGAGAUUUCUGGGGUUGAAUGGUCAAACACAAACAAUGCAGCUGCAAACUAGGACGUACUCGGACAUACUCCUGUAGAGCUCUGUGAGAGGGAUUGUGGUUUAUGUCAGGCAUGACUAAAAAACAGAACGAACCUGUUUGGAACAGCAAUCCUGACUGUGUCUUUGUUUUUUUUCAAAGUAUAUAUUAGGUAUCAUAAGAUGACAGUCCUCUUCAUUCAGAAUCAACAACUUAGUCUCAUAUGAUUUACAGAGAGCCCGUCAUAGGAUCACCAUGAACAAGCUGCAAGAAAGUAAUGGUUGAUGAUGAUGGGAACACUUAGUUAACAGGUUGAUCAAUGGCAUUAAGAAGAGUGAUAAUGAUAAUAUGGGAAAGGCAUGCAAGAGUCACUCAGUGAUAAGGUUUGAAUAAACAUAACACUAAUGACUUUUGGCAUGGCAUGUAUUUAUAUAACGCAGAACACAUAAGGAGAAAGAAAGGGAGUAGAAGGGUAUCAGGUACCCCCCAGGUCACGGCCUUUAGUUGUGUAACCAGGGGCUGGUCCAGGACGGAGCCAACUCCUAUCUAUUGUAUGCAGAAUGCAAAAUUAGAGUUCAGUUACGUAGGACAAGCUGUUUCAAAACUAAAACUCAGUCCUGGCUUAGACUUAUAUGGUUCUUGUGGUGUUUGGCUCAGACAAUACUCUUUAUUUUAAUACAAACACAACCUCUGCUUUGUAUUGUAGCUGCAGCAGAGGACAGAGAAAAUUAAAGAAAAAACAGAAAAAUAAUAUUCUCUAUUAAACAUGGGGGUAACUCCACCUAUACUAUACAAUAAGGAUGCAAAAAUUCACUGUACAGGAUAUUGAUAAUAAAAUGCUGAAAUGAAGAAAAAUCUACAAACUCUUUCUGAAAUGAAAAAACUUUGUGGUGAUGCAAAAAUGCUGCAGACAAUGGCAUAGCAGCGCCAUCCUGUGGUUAAAAGUGUUUCUACAAUAGCACUUGAAACUAAUCCACUCAUUCAUUAUAUGAAAACUGUUGCAGAGAAAUAGUUCAUAUGCAUGUUUUUGAAGUCUUUUUCAGGCAUGUAAGCCAUCACGAGGAGAAUUUAAGAAUUUUUUUAAUUAUUAAAGUUUUAUUUUGAAUCUGCGUCUGAAAGGAGAGCGAUACACUUCAGUAUACAUCUGUGGCACAAUUUUAUUAACAUGUCCCUUAAUUUGGUCUUAUUUUUGCAUAUUCGGACAAUCUACCACCAGAAAGCUGACCACACACUCACACUCCGCCAUCAGAUAAUCUGGGCUACAUCAACCUUGCUGCAUCAAGAGAUUAAGAUUAAGAGAGAUUAAGAUUUGGGAGUCCGCGUCAUGCAGAUAUCACAAUGUGAACUUUAAUCACAGCAUACAGUGAUGCAGCACACAGAGAGUCGGCAUGUUCCCGAGGUCGGUGGCUUAGAGCCUGUUCAUCAACUGAGUGUUUUUUUUUAGAUAUAUUUUUAUUGGAUUCUAUUGAAAGAGGAUUAAGGGAAUAAAAAGCCCUCAAGACAAAUCUGUUAUUUUUCUUUCAUUUGUCUUCUAAAGUGUUCCCGUUUCCAUCUGUACACAUUCAGACAGAAUAUAAAACAUCCAUCAUCUCUGAACCUUCCUUCUGUGUCCUGAUAAUACAGCCAGCCACACUUAAAACAGAGAAAAAGCAAAAGUCAGGAGGCUGAUCUGUGAACCUGUGCAGACAAGGACUUUCCUUUCUCUAUGUUUCCACGAGACAAGACCGUUCAUUCCUGAUCUUUUAGACAGCUCACACACACUAGUCAUCUCUUCUGGAUCUCUCAGUUGUUUUUUUUUAAUAUGCUUUCAACUUUACUGCUCAUCCUUAAAGAAAAGUACAAUCAAAAGAUGAUAUAUUUUUAAUUAUUUUACUUUCCUGUGACCGAUUUAGAAAAAGAAUUUAGAGUUCAUGCUACUAGACUUUACUUGGUCUGGUAUGACCACCAGCAAUGAUGCUGUCAAACUUCAUAUCAGCAUUGCUUGUCUUGUCUAUUUUGCACCCAAAGUGCUUUUACAUUAUAUGCCGUCUGUUCAUAAACCCAUUAACACUGAUGGAGGCUGCUAUGCUAACUGCCCACCAGCACGGAUCUAACUGUCACAUACUGAUGGCUAGAGAUCCAUUUGUGGUUCAGACUCUCACUUGAGCACACAUGAGCUUGUGGCUGGGACACAACCUUACAGUACUGGGACACACGCCCCAGCCUUGGCAGGGCAGUAUAUUGUAUGUAAAAGGGACAAAGCUGACACACAGGAGUAAGAGCUGAAAAUAAUUUUUAAAAAAUAAUUAAAAUGGCUUCAUUUUCUGUGCAUAGAAAUGCAAAUAGUGAUGUGUUUUGGCUUAAAAACAAAGGCAUAUGAAGCAAAAUCAGUAUUCUAUUUUGUGAAAACCUCUCGAAAUAAACAUGUUAAGAACAAAACUCAACUCAGAGCAACUCAACUUUAUUUAUAGAGCACUUUAAAUACAACCAAAGCUGACACACAGUGCUAAAUUACUCAAUAAAUUAAUAAAUUGAUUAAUUAAUUAAAACAAACCUCCAAAUAAGGGACCCUGAAAGAGUGAAGAACACAACAAAAGAAAGAAAGAAGAACCCAGAGCCUGAAAGUAACAGAGGAGCAUCAGCAAUAGAAGCCAAACAACAGAACCAUCCCCCCUGUAUAUGUCUGUCUUUUUAUGUUUUCUUGGAAGGGUCGAACUGAAAUGCAAUUUUGUGCAAUGACAACAAAUCAGAUCUGAAUCUGAAUCUGCAACAAUAUCACAACCUAAACAAAAUGAGGACACAACAGACCAAUGAACCCCUAAAACACAAGAACCCAAGAUACCAUGAACCGCCUAAAUAUAAGAACCCAACUGCAAAAAAAAACAAACUGUAAGAACCCAGGGCCAAAAAGAGACCCAAACAACAUAGUAACUCAAAAUAGAUAAGAACCUAAAAAAACACACCUUCAGAACCAAACUGUAGGAGAACCCAGUAGCUUAACUGUUAAAACAACAAAAGAACCCAAAUCCCAGAAAAAGCCUUAAAAAUAAAAGCUAACCCCCCUACUUUAAAAACAACAAUAAACAACUAACACCUAAGAAAUCUAAAAUGACAAUGAGCUCAAAAAGCUGAAGGACCAAGUCAUACCCUAGCAUAUAAACUAAGUUCAAGAACCCUAAUAGGUACAAAUCUCAGAUUGUUAGUGAAUCAGUUACAAAACUACAAAAAUAAAUCCCAUAUUUCACCAUUUACUUCCACCCCAUUGACUUCAAUUCCAUUAAAGAACCCAAAUCCCAGAAAAAGCUUUAAAAAUGAAAGCUAACCCGUCUUCUUGAAAAACAACAACAAACAACUCAGACCCCAAGAAAUCCAAAAUGACAAAGAGCUCAAAAAGCUAAAGGACCAAGUCAUACCCAAGCAUAUAAACUAAGUUCAAGAACCCUAAUAGAUACAAAUAUCAGAUAGUUAGUGACUCAGUUACAAAGCUGCAAUAGUAAGUCCCAUAUUUCACCAUUUACUUCCACCACAUUGGCUUCAAUUCAAAACAUGGAGUCACAUUUGUUGGUAAAUGAAUGAAAAUCAGCCCUGAUGAAUUUCAACAGGAGAACAGUAUCAUCAGACGGUGUCAUGAAUAUGUAAAACAGCAUCCAUGUGUCCAUUCAAACUGCAUCCUUCACUCUGACAUGUGCUUUUCUCUUUUCUGUGAUACUCCUCGUGUUGAUGCAGCCAGUCAUUUGAGGUGUAACUUUGCUGUAAAAGGGACAGGGUGGGGGCGUGAGAGGCAGGCACCGAGGAGGGGUGGAUAGGGAGGGGCGGAACCCGGAUGCUGAUGCUGACCGAUGAAGAGAGGGAAGCUGAAGAGAAGCAGGAGGAGGAGGAGGAGGAGUGUGGGGAAAAAAGAGAAAGGGAAAGGGGGAUAUUACGGGCAGCAGCAGCAGCGAAGAGUAGGAGGAGGAGGCCAUCCCGUGGUUCGCGGUCACUCCUGUGGAACUUCUAGCGACCUGGAAGAUUCAGUUUGCCGAUCAGACCAUUAUUUUCCCCGAGAAUUGUCAUCCACGCGGGAGGCAACAGCUUCGAGGGAGGAGAUGCGGUGAUAUCAUGAACAUAGUCGGCCGUAGGGAGAGAAAGAGAGACAGAGAGGAGGAGAGCGAGGGAGAGGCAGAGGAGGGGAGGCCAGCUGAGGAUGCUUGUUGUUUCUAGAAGGAGGAUUAAUCACCGGGCCGAGCGCUGAUCCUCACCGGCACACGGAGCGCGUCUCUUACCGCAGCAGCUGUCCCGACGGCGGCUGCAUUUCGCCUCCCUUUCCCCUAUAGUCUCUGCCCGGGGCUGUCUUUCUUUUUAAUGCUCUCCCCCUCUUCCUCUAUUUCCUGAUGCAGGGUCGGGGAGGGGUGAGCCAAAGUGUGCACCGGAUAUUGGAAAACCCAUUCUUCUUGCUGAUGCUGUUGGGAUAAUAGAUUAUUAUCUGGACAUCGCCGCAUCUGCACAGAAAGACAGAUCCGGACUAAACCGAGGCCUGGCUCCAGAAUCAAAGGGAAUGUUCUAGCUUGGAAGGAUUUCAACAUCUUUGGACGGUGGCAGUUUAGUGAGGAGGGGGUCCCUGAUAUCGAUCCGUGAAUGGAUUCAAUCAGACCGGUCUGACUUGGGAUAUUUGAGACUCUGCUCUUAAAGAAAUCAAUCUAUGGCAAAUGUAGCCUUCCUGUGCAGGUCUGGAUGAGAUCUUUCUUCUGCUUUACUUUUUCUCCCAGCUGCAUCAGCUCCGUAUAGGAUCAAUACGCUUGAAACUACUGUUUGAUGGGACACAUUAUUGUGGAUAUUACCUCCCAGGCACACCUCACACCUCCUCUGCUUUCUGGUUCUUUCCAUCUCCCCUCUGAAUGAUGCUGCUUUAGUGCAAAAGACACAAACCAAGCCUUGGAGACACUUUAUUACCGGGCUUUAUAGGAUGGAAGCUGGGCCGGUUCUCACUCCUGACCGCAUGACAAACAAGUGCAUGGGAGUAGCCUGCAGGGCCCGGUUUUAGAUCACGACUAGUCCUCCGUAGCUCUCCUCAGCUCCUCACCGCCCUGUGAUGUGUGUUACGGCAUUAUUACGCACGGAGCAGGAGGGACCGCUAUCUUGAUCUCCCUUUUAUCAGGACUAGAAUUACAUCUCGGGGAAGGAUGAGCAGCAAGGAGCUGACGGUGGCCCAGUCCAGCCAGUAUGUGGGGCCUUACCGGCUGGAGAAGACCCUCGGGAAGGGCCAGACAGGUAGGAGCCCCCCCCCUUAAAUCACCUGCAGUCUUGUAGCAGUGCAAAAAAAAAAAAAAGACGUCUGGAAGGCGCUCCUCCUGAUCCCCAAUGCAUACAGUCAGAGCUCAUGGUUUAGUCCUUAUUCCCUCUGUAAGUCCUCUUAUCAUGCUGCUGAAACCCUCUUAAAGGAUCUCCUAAAAAGCAUUACAGGGUGUGCUUUAAAGGUCUCCCAAUCCAGCUUUUUCUGAGCUGAGUUUGGUCAAUCUUUUUUUACAUUGUCUGUAAAGCGUUUUUGAAUUAUUUAUGACAUCCACUCCUUCCUGCUUUUCUUUUUCACACUGCAUGAUGAUUUCUGGUGCUAAAACAUUUUCUUACUUUGUGUGUCAGGUCUGGUGAAGUUGGGUGUCCACUGUAUAACAGGACAAAAGGUGGCCAUAAAGAUUGUCAACAGGGAGAAACUCUCCGAAUCAGUUCUCAUGAAGGUAAAGUUCAAGUCAUCAACCUCACCUCAUCCAGCUCUCUUGUGCUCUGUGUUGCUCCUGCUCUCGACUGUCAUUCUUGUGGCUUCAAAGCUUAAAUCAUGACAAGAAUAUGGCUUCAGAAAUAGCAACAGAAAUGGAGUCUUUAUUCCUGUAAAAAAAAAAUAAAAAAAAAACCUGUCUGUGUGUUGUAACUUGGAGCAGACGAGUGUGUGGGCACUGCUUCUGAGGAGCGAACAAUAAAGAUGAUUUCACUCUGCUAAUUAAGUCCUCUGAUGAAAGCUCCUGCAGCUGAAACACUCUGGACUGAAUAGCUUUAUCAUGUUGGUGCUUCGAAUAUGACUGAGAACUUGCAGCUUGGUGCGAAUUUGUGAUUUGAGAAGACAGGCAAACUCAAGACUCAAGGAAUCAGCUCUGUAGUUUUGGACAUUUCUAGAAGGUGGCGUCAACCUUAAAGAGACGCUUUGGUGAGUUUUCAACCUGGGCCCUAUUUUCCCAUUUUGUUAGCGCGUGUUUGACUGAAUAGUGUUUGAAAUUGGUCAGCAACUGAGCAUCGCCAAACUGCAUCCACUCCAAGUGCUUUAUUUCACCACUGACAGGCUCAGAUUGUUAUUACAAGUCCUGACAACAGAAUGGCAAGGGUUUCCUAUUGGAUGAAAAAUACAGAAGUGCUCACUAAUCCAUCAGUGUGUUCGGACUCCCAGAGGAUUUCAUCAAAACUUUUUUCUGACUGUGCCACACCUCCUAACCCCGAAUACCUCAAAGCUUUUAUAUCACAGUGAAAAUGGAAUAGGCGUACCAUUCAAUAUUCAAUCCAACCAUGUGGACAGCAAGCCGAUAUUGUACCUCUGUCUGAGCCGUGUGUGAGACUGUUAACUAGGUCAAACUAGGACAGCUGCUGGUGCUGAAUCCAGAUUGCAUAAACUUCCUAAACACCCAACAGGAAAUAAAAAAACAAUUGUUUUUAUCGUAGUGCUCGGGAUGUUUCAAAUCUGGCUUCUCGUAGCGUUCAUCCAUGUCUGUUUGUGGAAGAGGUUUCCCGCUCUCCCCCUUUGCAUGUUCGGUGGACAAAAUUCACAGUCCGUGUCUAAUGUCAGGAAUAUGUGAUGAACUGUUCAGUGGCAGUAGUUAAGGAGAACAAAACUGUCUUCAUUUACUCGACAGUCUCUCUAAGAAGUUGAUGUUCAGCCAACUUACAAAAAUUCAACCAUCCACAACUUUUCUGCAAAGUUGCCCAAACAUAUUUCCCCUGCAGGCAUCAUCAUGUUCGUCACCAGCUUGACUUCUUUAUAAAAUAUUGAUCUGCUUCACUCUGCAAGCUCCAUUUGGCUUACUUGCUGUAUGAUAUUGUACCAUUUGUAAUAGAUGACCAACACCUUUAUACUGGUGCUGCUGUCACCUUUGAUAUGGCAGUAGUUCUCUGUAUAGACCUCCUUCUUGUUACACAUUGUGAGUAGUCGAUUUUCUCUGUCAGUAUUUCCAGCUGAGGUAAAUUUAAGGAUUUACUUCAUAAGAGUAAAUGUUCACUAUUCACUGAUUUCUUGUUUUUGUCUUAAAUGACUUUACAACGACGAUUACAACGACGAUUACAACGACGAUUACAACGACUUUAUUCCCAUUUCCCUUGAAUUUUCCUGAAAUCUGACGUGUUACUUGCUGUCCUUCUCUUUCCUCAGUCCACUCCCCUCUGACAUUUCAGUCUCCAUCUUUUCUAACCUCUUUUUCCCUCUUCUCUCUCUCUUAACCUUUAUUCCCUCCCUUUAUCCAUCCAGGUGGAGAGAGAAAUAGCUAUUCUUAAACUAAUAGAGCACCCUCACGUUCUGAAGCUGCAUGAUGUCUAUGAGAAUAACAAAUACUUGUGAGUAUCUCUUCAUCUUUUUUUUUUCUUUCUGCUCUUUUUUUUUAAUCUUUCCUCUCUGCCUCUGGAUCCCCACCAGAUUAGAAACAACUUUGAUUCAGAAAAAGAAAGAAGUUGGUUUUUUUUGUGAGAGAGAACUGAUAAAAAUAACCAUCUGACAUAGAAGACACAGGCUUCUGUGGAGUUUUUUUUCCUUUCCUCUCCUCACCUGUCUUCUUCUUCUUCUCUCGGCCAUCUCAGGUACCUGGUGUUGGAGCAUGUGUCAGGCGGAGAGUUAUUUGAUUACCUGGUAAAGAAGGGCAGGCUGACCCCCAAAGAGGCCAGGAAGUUCUUCAGACAAAUCAUCUCUGCCCUUGACUUCUGCCACAGUCACUCAAUAUGGUAUGUGAGAGGUUAUUGACCUCAUGAAGGCUAAUUUUGGUUCAUGCCAUGUCCAGCGUCGCUCACCCUAGCCUAUCUUUAACAUUGCCGAUGCUGAGUCAAAGUCAGUUCUAACAAAUGCUGUUUGUCAAAGGGAUCCGAACAGCAGCCUCCCCAAUGACAGACCUACUCUUGACCUAUUGCUUCUCCUGGCCAGUUGUCACAAUCACAUCUCAGCAGGGUAGAACUGGACAGAGCUGCUCGAAGAAAAGAGAGUAAAGAAAAAUGACAGCAUUCAGUUAUCUGUGUGUCACAUAAACCUUCCUCCUGUACCAUUGGAGUUUUAACUCCAGUGUUACAGAGAUUUACCAUCUCAUGUCUUUGUAAUAACAUCUCAAAUCCACAGCAGCGUAAUAUCAGCGUCCCCAUGUGUGAUUUUACAUUGCGUUAAGGUGUUGCUGAUGCUCGAGAUGCCCGAUGUGUAAACACAAAGAGCAUGCGGCUAAACAUACACAGAGAAAAGCAAUGUUCAGCUCUGCAGGCUUCACUGCUUAACACUGAUCCCGUCUUGCCCCUGUUCCGCUUCUUUUACCACCUCCAACACCGCCUCAGUCGCAGACUAACUUUGUUCCACCAGUACGCCGCUGUGACAUUGUUAGAGGGAAAGAGACAGAGAAGAGCCAGCGGACAGGAUGGGGAAAGCUUAUGCCAAAUAACCUCAAUGUAAAAUCUGGCUCAUGAUGAUUGUUCCUUGUUAAACCAAUCUGAUUUGACCUCUGCUCUGACUGCCUACACCAACGAAAAGUUACUCAUCAACAAAAAGUGUCAAGUUAUUCUAGACAACUGUAUAUCAUCAUGCAUGGGCGUAUCUUAUCAUAUGAUUGAGGUUAAGUUGAUUGAAACAUAGAGUUGUAUAUAAUUAGAUUAGUUACAGAAAAAGAUGUGUGUUUACAUAAAUACGAUACAGCUUCCGAUGUAAUACCGAUAUUGUAGCCUUCAGUAUUGGCCAAUUCCCGUAUUGAUCUUAUAUUAGCACAAACUUAUGCAUGACAAGUUUUGCUCUCAGCUACAACGUCUUUUUCGGACGUGAAAGAUACUGCCACAUGGCCGACAUCAUUCCUACUCUCUGCUACUUUGUUAGUACCUUAGUACACACUGUUGUUGUGAUCACAUGGGAUCUGCAUGCUGGAUCUAGGCGCUGCUAGAUAGAAAUAGAUAGAACGGAGUCUGGAAUGGACUGCUUGUGUGGGAGUGCUGAUAUCGGAGAUUUUGGAUGCAGGCCGAUAUAAUCCGAUAUAUAUAUUUUUCUUUAUGCUGAUAUUGGACCGAUAUCUGGUAUCAAUAUCAUAUUGGGUAGGGCUGGGACGAUAUGCUUUUCUCCCGAUUCGAUUCUUCUACGAUUUUUAGAUGCCAAUUCGAUUUAAAUUGUGAUUCUACAAUAUUGUUGAUUUUCUCAAUCUGCAUUUUUUACACCAGUGAAACAGUUGAAUGAUUGUGAUCUUCUACUGACUAUUCCUGGAACCAUAUUUCUCCAAAAGAUAAACCUUACAUGUCAGUCAGCUUUUAAGAUUUAUUCUUAAAUUAAAAAACAAAAAACAAAAAACAAAAAAAAAAAUUAAUUUAAAAAUUGUAAAACAAAAAAUUGCGAUACUUAUUUUGAAUCGAUUUUUUUCUCCCACCCCUCGGUACAUCCCUACCAAAUACAUUUUCUGUGACUGACCAUGUAGAGAAAGUCUACCUGACAUCAUUAGUUGCACUAGUGAGCUGAAACUUCAUAUUUCUUUUAUCACUUGUUAUGUUUUCCUCACUGAAAUAUUUGAAGACCCUCAUGUAAAAUCUAUCAUACAGGCAUUAUUUUCAAGCCAAGAUAUUCCUAAAAAGCAGGUUUAUUUACCAAUCAGAGAUCCCACAGACACCUGCAUCCCUCCGCCAAGACUGCUUUAUGUUCAAAGUGACUGUAAGAUGUCCCUUUGUCUAAAUGUUUACAUGUCAUGUGAAAGUAAACUGAGAGAACAAAGAGGCUGGUUUGGUUAUAGUUGCUGUUUAUGGUCUGGAAAAAGACUGAAGUUCUUCCAGUGAUGGUGUGUUCCUGUGUGUGAUUUGUUGUGUUUUUGUGUCCAGUCACAGAGACCUGAAGCCUGAGAAUCUUCUCCUGGAUGAGAAGAAUAACAUCAGGAUAGCAGACUUUGGCAUGGCCUCACUACAAGUUGGGGACAGCCUGCUGGAAACCAGUUGUGGGUCAGUAGUGGCUUGUAUUUGUGUCAUCCACUUGUCCCCUCACUUUCUUACUGAACUAGAGGUUUACAAUAUUUCUCACUUUUGAGAAAAACGAGUGCACUUCAGGUGAUUUCUGAUGUGAUUCAUCCUCUUGUGUUUUUUAUGUUGAGUACAUACUCAAUAGCUUUUUUUUUUUUUUAUCUCAGCCUAAUCAUUGUUAAACUUCCUUCCAAACAGGUGAAUGUGGAUGUAACAGAAAAAACUGAGAACAGCAUCAUCUCAUAUUUUUAUUUUCCCUGAUAAAAAAGGAAGUUUUGGUGAUUUUUAGUGUCUGUUUACUGUGGUGUAAUAAUGUACCUUUCUUUCAUUAUAGAUCCCCACAUUAUGCUUGCCCAGAGGUCAUUAGAGUAAGUUACUCCCCUUUCUCUCUCUUUCUCAGUGUGUGUGUGUGUGUGUGUGUGUGUGAACUCUAUAAUGUUGUUCUUUGCUCUUCAGGGGGAGAAGUAUGAUGGUCGCCGGGCGGACGUCUGGAGUUGUGGAGUGAUUCUCUUUGCCCUCCUUGUGGUAAGAAUAUACCUCGUUUUGGUAUAAUCACACUUUCAGUCUUUAGUGUUUCUGUUAUAACAUUUGAAGUCCCUGGUAUUCUUCUAAUGUCAAAAUACUGGUUUUAAACUUAAACAUCAAGUUACGUCGCUGCAAUUAGCUGCGUCCCAUUUUCCUUAUGUUUUCUUCCCUCUGUUAGCAAGUUACAAAUAUAAACAGGCAUAUGGGAGACCUGGGGACACAAUUCAAGAUGGUUCAGGCAUCAUAUUAAAAAAAUAAAAUAAAAGAAAGAGUAUUACACCAACAAGUUAAAACUGCAAUGAUUGGGUGUUUGCCAGGCUAGCUGACUUUUCCUGUUUUCUAUCUUAACGCCUGCUUCAGGUGGAAAAGUGUUGGUCACUCAACCUGUUCUCCAUCUUGUCCCACUCCUUCCCAGGGUGCCUUGCCCUUUGACCACGAUAACCUGCGGCAGCUCCUAGAGAAAGUGAAGAGUGGGGUGUUCCACAUGCCUCACUUUAUACCUCCUGACUGCCAAUCUCUGCUUAAAGGGAUGAUCGAAGUCAACGCAGAUAAGAGACUCACGGUGAGAAGGGGGAAGGGGGGGAGAAUGGCGGAGGAUUUUACUAAAGGACUAAAAUGGUAAAUUAAGCUAAAAAAAAAAAGAUUGUUUUUGAACAUGUUUGCCUGAUGCAGUAACAGUGUUGUCUAUCCACUGCUAAUAAGAGAAGUCUGCUUGUCUUGAUCUCAGAGGGAUCGGGCAAAGUCAUGCAAAAUCAAUGUCAGCCAAAAGUCUCCAAUGUUGAGAGAGUUCUGUCAGGCCUCAUAUUCAUCAGCACUGGAGACAAUUAACCCGGCACUCAAAGCACAUAGUGACUGCACUUUUCAACACCAUAGCACCAUGAGUGCGGCAUUUUUAUUGGCAGGCUUUUCACAAAGGAAACAGGAAGGCUCCUGGAGCUAGUUAGCAAGCAUGCUGACAAAACUGUGAGCAUUAUAGCCUGUGAUGCCUCUUAAUGACUCACAGGCAAGAAUAACAAGACAUCCAGAGACUGACGCAAUAAGGAGAAAAAACUGUUGAUUUUUACCCUUAAAUUUGAAUAGAAAGACAGCCUGAGAGAAAGUAAACAGCACAUGAAGCAAAAUGGCAUUUAGAAUUAAGAAAGGGCACAGCCCAAGGCUUUGCUGAGAGACGUUACAGAAAUUUACCCUGACAUAAAAUCAUACAGGGGGAGGAGGAAGGAGAUGAGGAAAACAGAAAAAGCAGAGCCAAAAAUGGGCUUAAUGUAUCGCUCAGAGUUAAACAUCAACCCUGGGGCUGGGCCUUAAUCCUCUCUCUGAAGUACUUUCAAAAACGCCAACAUGUGGAGACGAGGUUUAAACGGGAGUCUGGAUUUGUAGUAAAAAGGUGACAAGAUGUGUUUAAAUUCUAGUUUGAAAUAAACCCAAGGUACUUGUGCUGAAAUGAUGAAGGAAUCCAUCCCAAACCACCUUGGUUGCAAUACGUAGGCUGUAUGAUAAGUUACAUAACCUACCACAUGGCUCCUAAUGCCCCCACGACCAGGCAUGAAGAGAAGAGGGGACAGAUGGGGAGAAAGAGCCUGUACAUCAGCGGCGUUAUCAGCUGGCAGGGCUCCCACCAACUGACCAGAAACAGCUGACCAGUUUUCCAGUCAUGGAAAACACAUGGAGAAAGCCAAAUGUCCUGGAAAAUCUUGUGCUGUCCUGGAAUAUAAUUAUAUCUGCCCGCUAAUUUCAUUUUAGAGAUCCACCAAACAGAUGGCAAUAUCAUGUGAAGAGGCUAAAUAUGAUCAGCAUCACAUCAGAAAGUGAUGGUAGUUUAUGGACAACAGUACCCCCUGAUUCAUUUCAUACAGGAGCCUGUGAUGGAUGACGAUAGAGGAGCAUUACAGUUACAGCAGUGGAGACUACAAAUGUAAAAAUACAAGUCCAACUGGCGGUAGUGUCUGUUAGGUUUAUACAUUAUCUUUGCUGUCUUCUCUUCAUGUUUUAAAAUGUAAAAUAAAACUAGCAUGAUUGGUUCAGUUGCUAAAGCUGACGUGUUUCAAAUGUGUGAGGAGUUGAUGGGACACCAUAAUAUUGAACAGGAUGUGGUUAAAACUAUGAAGUUUAGACAAACCACGAACAAGUCAAACAACAGCUAAAAUACUGCUGAGGUGUGCAGAUUUUUCACUCGCAUAGUCUCUCUCUCAUACAUAUACUGUAUAUUGAAUGGACAGAGUCUGCCUUCUUGCUGGGUGAAGCCACCAUGAGGACAGCACCCUCUGGUGAUGGACUGCAGUGUAGGUCUUAAUCCCGCCUCUUUCAGCAAUCCCUAUGGAGCUGUGGACAAACUUUAGAAAUUUAUUACACGGAAUAUACAUUUUUCUCCCCCCUGCUUGUGAUGUUGACAUGUAGUUACCGUAAGACUGGUUUGUGCUCAAGUCCUCUUUUUUCUGUACAGCUCUGUUUUUAAAAGUUAUUAGGGGGUUCACUUGAUACAGCCUAUGGGUGUAUCACCCCUGGGGAUAUGCUGUUUGAGUCGAGCAUCAUAACAGCGACUCUCGGUGACUUGCCUAAUGUGUAUAAUGCUACUGCGCAAGUGUUGGAGUGCAUGCAAUGCUACUGCGCAAUGUUGAUUUCAGGAAGUGGAGAAAGAUCACGGAAUUACCGAGAGCUUUUCGGCUUCGAAUCUGAAUACUGGCGGAAGGCGUAACCAAGUUGUCCUUAGUAUAUACAGUCUGUGAUCUCAUAGCACCAUCUAAAACUCUUCCUAGCUGAGUGAGAGCAUCACGCGUCCUUAUCAAAAAAAAAAAAAGACAAAUUGCCCUAAAAAAUGUCUCAGAAAUGUAAUAUUGAGUUCUUCUCCUCUCCAGUCACAACAUCUUGGCGGGGCUUGACAGCGAUCUCAGGGACCCCGCAGCCUCCCCUUCAAUGCUCACUCUCGGCAUCAGUCAUACACAUGUGCAGAAUCCCCUCAUUUUACCCUCUGGUAGUUCUAACUCCAACUGCAUUGCCACCUUUAAUAGACCCAAGCCUUGUUUACGCAAACACCAUAUGGUGCCAGUGCCCAUACUACACGUAAAGACAGAUGGUGAUAAGAGCUCGAUCCCACCGGGUUGCACUGUAUGCUUUCAGGAGGGCAGGACCAGGGUGAAGCCUGUGUGGACUAGAGCUUAGUCUUGCCAGGUCAGGCUUUACAACAAGACAUAGACAGGUUCAAUGUUUUGAGUCAUCCAGGCAAAGAUUAGUUUUUGUUCCGACCUUUUAAGGCAAGUUAUCACCUUUUUUUGGAGACAAAUUAUGUGAAAACAAAAAGAGAGUGGCUUGUUUUUACAACAGGAGUGAAAGUAGCAUGAAGGAGGCACUGGUGGUCAGGAGGAACAAGGCUUACAAAAGAGAUCUGCAAUCUAGAGAGAGGAAAAAGGAAGAGGAGGAAGAACUUCCACAGUACUUUGGUUUUAAAGUGAGGCUGUGUAAACGCAGCUAUGGUUGGAAACCAAUAAGAAGCAGAAAGAUGUGGACAACUCUGCUUCUAUGGCUCCCAGGAUGCCGUUAAAUACAGAUGGAGAUGUUGAAUACAGACAGGAAGAAAGUCUGGUCAGUUAGUCAUUCAGCUACAACAGAGCAGAUUUAAUCAAAGCUGUGUGUUCGUUGAUUAAUGAAGCCUGAAACCAGGUCACGCUGGCUCUAUCUCUGUCCUCCUGUCUGCUAGAUUCUUCCAUGAGAACGAGUCCCAAUGUAAAAAUAAAGUCAGAUUUAAUUCAGUUCAAAAGGAAAUGUAAAGAUAGCAAAUAGAAGAUAACACAGUCACACACACUGUGCCUUGAAUUUGUAUUUUUGUCUUUGUAUUGAUAGUACUAAGUGCAAUCGUUGUCAAACCUCCUUUGAAACAAGUAUUUUGUCAGCAGGAAAUAUCGCACAUAAAAUACUCAAAAAAACAUUUGACUGACUCAAGUCAACAGGAUGAGAUCAUUUUGGUCGGGAGACACUUAAAAAAUGGACAAAGGAUAAGAACAAACAGAGACUGCUUUGUCCACCCAGGGCACCAAAACUGACACCAACACAAAGUUCCUCACAGGAGCUUUAAAGAGGCAUUACUGUUCAGUUCAAUCUGUUUCAACAGCAGUUAAGAAACCUCCACACCAGCUUCAGGUUACUGCUUUUCUAAGUCUGUAAUAACCCCACAGUUCUCCACAGUGCCCGUGGAUGUACAGAGGACUCUGACGGUGAUGUUAGUGUCUCCUCUGAGCUGCCUUCAUUUCUUCAGAUGCUAGUUUAAAGUUUUAAUGCCCCCUCUUUAUAUGCUAUCAGGGUACAGCCACUCCAACACCAGAAGAUAUGGUGCAGUAUGAAGACUCCAGUUUUCUCUGUAUGCAAUUCUACUGCAGAUAUGAGACUUCUGCAGAGUAUAGACUGUGUUUUUGUGUAUCUAGUCUGUGUAUCAUAGGAAACUGUUCCCCUAAGAUGGUAAAAGUUGAAACAACGAAGUCUGGCACCAUAACAGCUUUGGGGAACUCUAUCUAAAGAUAUUAAAAUACACACAAGCUAAUGUUAUUUUCAACUUCUUUACUAAAACUGUUUAAUUUGAUCGUCUCAGGCUGAUGGAAAUGUUGCUGGAUUUAAGUAAGAGACAAAAAAUCACUAUGUUAUGAUCCAUUUUGAGGUGAAGACAAACCUUUGCUAUAGUUUAUAAAGAUGAUUUGUAGGAACACACUGAGACAUGCUAAUUCCUGAUCUUUAUUUUUGGUUUUCUGAGCAUCUCUGUGCAAAAGAGCAGCUAAAUUUAGCACUGUGAGUGUGUCUGCAAUGCUGACUCAGCUGCUUUGGACCUCUAUAAGGGAAGAUGCUGGGGUGACUCAGGUCUUUUUUACAUAGUGUUCAGUUUGACAGCAGAUGCUACAUCUUUGCUCUUAUGUUGCUGUAUAGUUAAUAAAGUUAUAAACAUGGAAAGUGGUGUUUUCACUGUCAAGCUUAAAGCUCGUCUUUUCUGUUUUUAUACAGCUAGAAGCAAUACAAAAACACGCCUGGUACCAGUAAGUACGGUUCUUCUUCUUCUUCUUCUUCUUCUUCUUCUUCUUCUUCUUCUUUGUGUCAGUCUUGAAAAGUACUUUAAUGCUCAUUUUGAUGUUACAAACUAACAAUUCAUAAGAAAAGUUUAAGUAAAGUAAAUGCAACAUCUCAAUGAACCCUCAGUCAAAAACUGAUGUUAGCAAUAUAGUUCUAUGUGGCUAAAAUCUAGAAGAAAGUACUGUGCUUUUUGGGUACCUUAACCCUGUGUUUUUUUGGACUUUGUCUUCUGGGAACCUUAAACCUGUGUUAUUAUGUUGGACUCUGUCUGGGCUUGUUGUAACUUGAGGUAUUUCUCUUGUUUCUCUGUUCAGGAGCGGUCGUAAUGAGCCCUGUCCCGAGCAGCCACCCCCUCGCCGUGUUUGUGUGAAGAGGAUUGUGUCCCUAACAGAGCUAGACCCUGACGUCCUUGAAAGCAUGUACUCCUUAGGGUGCUUUAGAGAUCGAGUCAAACUCAUACAGGACCUUACAAGUGAGGAGUGAGUAAAUAAUACCCAUCAUACCUUUCCACCAUGAAUGACAAUGCAUCCAUGUACAACACUCUGAAAAGUAAAUACAGGCCUCCUCGAGGAAUUUGACCAUCAAUCACGCAGAUUCAUAACACCAUCUUUCUGACAGUAGUUUUAAAUUAUACUACAUAAAUCUUAUUCGUAGACAAUGAAUUAAGAACACAAAACAGUUUCCACCGAAUUUGUGUAUGCUCACUUGACAUAUACCGAGUAAAACCAUAAACUGCUUUUGAGAUUGGGUUGCUGUCUCUGAACGUUACUCAUUUAUUUGUGGAUAAAACAUAGCUCUUGUCCACAAGGUCACAAUCCUGACCCUGAUACUCAUGUUAAUACAAUCAGGAGAUUGAAGAUAAUGGUUCAUGGUAGUUUGUCCUCACAUUGUGUUGAUAUAAUGAUAUAUGACUGAAUUAGCUGAAAUGUUGCCUGGGGCAGCCGAAGGCACCAACCUGUCUCUUAGAGUUGCAUGUUUUUAUGCAUCACUGGCAGGCUGUGAAUAUUAGUUUCCCAGUGUUUCUAAUUUAGUGCAGCAACCUGUAGUCUUGAGGAAUAACGCAGAGGUGGAAAACUGCAGUCCCACAAGUGUCCACUUGAGGCUGACUCCAGAGGCCUGGAAGCCACUUACACAUUAAUUCACAGAAGCCCAUUUUCACAGUAAUGUACUUCCUGGUACAAAUACAGUUUUGGUCUGGUUUAUUCUGGUUCAUUUCUCAACCCUGCACCAGGCAAAGAUGGAUUUUUGUAACUCAUUAAUUUUGGAGAUGGUAAGGUCACAAGUUUUGCAUGAUUCUGGGCAUUCCUGACUUGACCGGUGCUGGACUGUGGUGACCAGCAGCACUGGUAAGGAGGUUCAACUCCACCUCUUUGCCUCGUGCUAUGUCGACUGAAAGUUAGGUCGGGUCAGCAUUUACAACACAACUGAUAGACUCACCUUCAGAAACCAAUAAAGGACAUGUUAAUAUAGUUUAUGGUACUGACUUGCUGUUGGGCCAGGCUUGAGUGGACAUUCGUGUAGCUGCAGUUUUCUCCACUUGAUUGUAGGCUUGGAAAUCAAGACAUUGAAAUUUUUUUUUUUUACAUUUCCCUUGUUAGUUUUCCACACUUUUGAGUCUUUUUCUGACAUUACUGCCAGUCAGUUAGUUGGUCAUGAAUCUGUCUGAUGUUGCAGGGACAAGAAUAAAAAACAUGCCUCCUUUAUCCAUGCUCUUGUUCAGCCCCUUUCUCUGCAAACAAAUAUGGCUUAUCUACCCACUAUGCAACAGCAGAAGCAGCUCUGACUUCUUGCGAUAAAAAAAUCCAACUGACAUGAGUUAAUUACAGUACGGCCUUACAAAUCAAUGUUUUCACAUAAACAGCGGAUAGAGUGACCGUUCCCACUGUGAGGAGAGUCAGUCAUUGUGACAAAAACAAAUAACAAUAAUCAGCUAAGUUCUCUCUGGCUGUGUAAAAAACAUCUAAGUGUCUUUCAGCCUUUUUCUCUUGUGUAUUUUCUCGGCCCACAUACAGUAUGUGUUAUCUGUUUUAGUCUCACAGCUCUCCUCUUCCUUUCUAUCAGAGACAAAGGCAGCUGUCACUGGUGAAAAACUCUAAGAAAGUCCACUCUGCUCUAUCUGACCCCCAACAAAACCUGACAGACAUGCUUAGCAACCUACUGGUGAAUGUAGUGCGAAUAACAGUGCCAGAGCCAUAUAUUCUCUUUAAGAGUUUGUGCAGACCAAAAGAAAAAAUCUCAAUUUUCUAUCCUCUAUUACUUUUCAGCGCCCUGAUCUGUUUUUGUCUGCUCUAAGCUGUUUCUCUGUCUUCUCCUCCUCUCGCUGAAAUUUGAUUCUUGCUCUUCUGCGUCUUUUUCUGCAGGGAGAACCAGGAAAAGAUGAUUUACUACCUCCUGUUGGACAGGAAGGAGCGAUACCCCAGCUAUGAAGACGAGGAUCUACCACCUAGGAAUGAUUUAGGUGAGGAUACUUGCUCUUUUAGUUUUGCUUGAAGACAAAAGUCAUUUAACCUUUGACAUUGCCAUCACCACAAAGAAAAAUAUCAGUCAAGGUUAAAGCGUUGUAAUUUCCUCCGUUGUUUGUAUUUUCGUCCAUUAAGACCCACCAAGGAAGCGUGUGGACUCACCAAUGUUAUCCCGUCAUGGCCGCUGUCGUCCAGAAAGGAAGAGCCUGGAGGUCCUCAGUGUCACAGAACAGGGAUCUCCCACCCCGCCUCGCAGGGCGCUCGACACGAGUGCACACAGCCAGAGGUACAACCCAGGAAUAAUAUAAAGCUUUUUCUUUUUUUAAACUUUGGCUACGUCCAAGUUACCACAAAAUACCAUGUGACUGAUUGACCCUCAUAUCAUCUAAUCUUGUUGUUUGUUGCUGCCUCCAAAAGGUCUCGUUCGGUCAGUGGGGCGUCCACAGGGCUGUCCUCUAGUCCUCUCAGCAGUCCGAGGGUAAGAAUGAAACUCACCUUUGUGCACCCAUAAUCACACUGAAAAAGUUUGUUUUUGAAUCCAAAGACAAUAAUUUUUAAUCAAAGUUACACAAUUUAAACUUUAUAGAUACACCGUCUUCAAAAUAUUUCUGCUCAAUUUAUCUCCCUUUGCUUAUAGCUGCACUGGCCAUAAAAUAUGCUGUUUCCUACUUAGCCAUUACAUAAUCUGACUUGAUGGUCAUCAGUCAGUCACUCUUUUAGCAGUUUUUAUUUGAGCUUUUUAGAUAUGCAGCAACAGAGCGGAAAAGCACUUCUGCGAACGCUGUGUGCUCUGUUUAGAAAUGCUGUUAUAACCUGCGAUUGCACCUGCCAACCUCCUUACCUCCCUGACGUUGUUAAGCAGUACAGCAGCUUUUGUUAGGUAAAAAUAUCAUACUACUCUCAUGUCUAUAACCUAAAACUUAUUUUUGAAUUUGCAUUCAUAAAGAUAAUAACAACAAAGUGAUUAAUUGUCUCUCAUUUUCUCACUAUCAGCCAUUGCUAGCUUUUUGUGUAACACUAUUGUGACUCAACCAGUUCUUUCUUAUCUCUCUGUGCAGCUCGCUCUUUUUUUUUGAACAUGUGGCAUAUGUAAACAUUUCUGGGACACUGUAUCAGCAGCUUCAAUAUUACAGAGAUAUCUGUUUUUGGCAGCCAGUAUCACAAAACAAAUUUCCUGUCAAGGUUUUGUCUUUCAUAACUGUUUCUCAGACCACCUCUGUCAGUCAUUCCCUUCCAUCAACAUGCUGUCAUAUCCUCUCAUUUUCAUUUCAUACACACUUCAUCAUACUGCUUUAUACAAAAGUCUGGCGACCCGGAACAAAGGGGACUAAAACUCACACAUCAACAGACACACAACGAAACCAAAUCCAUCUUUCAUUUGCUUUGUCUGAUCCAGUCUUGUUUGAGAACCCUUUCCAUGAACCAUCAUUCAUGACCAGUGCUUUUUGUCCAUCUCCCAUCCCCUCCUUCUCCCCAUCUCUCUCUGUGUGCCCAUCAGAGCCCGGUCUUCACUUUCAGCCAAUCAGAAGUCACCCCCACCUCUACCUCCACCUCCACCUCCAAAGACCCUAAAGCAGGAAGCGCAACAUCUCGGCCCACCCGUCCAGCGCCUGACCCUAAAACCCAAACUCUGCCCUCAAAGGGCCCCACUGAGCGACCACAGCUCCACUCCAUGAAGUCCCUCCCUCUGCAGACACCGCGCUCUCCUUCCCCGUCCCCGUCCCCCCUCCACUCCCCACGCUUCUUCAACUUCCCCUCUCCAUCUGUCUUCAAGUCUAAGAAUGUCCACUCAUCCUCUAACUCCUCUGCCACCCCUCCUCCUGUGUCGCAGGUCACACCGCAGGGCUCACCGCUGCCCACCCCACUGGGCACGCCUGUGCACCAGCUCCAACACCCUUCCUCCACCACCCCUCCUUCCUCCUCUUCCUCGUCUUCUUCUUCCAGAGCAGAUGGAGCCGGCGGGGCCUCACUAUCGCUGACACCGCCCUCUAGCCCGGGCGGCAGCGGUGGUCUGGCAGCCUCAAGCUCCGCCCACUGGAGAACAAGGCUUAACUCAUUCAAAAACAACCUACUGGGCUCGCCACGCUUCCAUCGACGCAAACUGCAAGGUAAGUUAAGAUGGAGAAUUGAAACAAAUGGACAGUGACACUGCAGAUGCUGUCAGCUGAUUGGCUUAUGCAGUAAAGGACCUUACUUUUGCAGCUGAAGAGUUAUGUAACAUUAAUGUUCAUCAGUGUGACCUCAGUGCUGUUUUUACUUUUAGAUUUCUCUGUCCUUUGUUGGCAGGCGAGUAAGGUUCUAUUAUUAACAAGAGGCCAGCAGACGCCUCAGUCUGCAGCCUGCAGCUGUGUUAAGCUAUGUCUGAUUCUGUGAUUAUCUGUAAUUAGGGAAAUUGAAUUAGAGCCUGCCCCCUCAGAUUCACUUUCUUUUUCCUUUUCUUAGUCCCAACAUCAGAGGACAUGUCCAGUUUGACUCCAGAGUCCAGUCCUGAGUAAGUCCACAUGUCUCUCUGUGUAUUUUACUUGUUUUAUUUUUAACUUUUAAGACUAUUAGUCAUAGCUUUUAAGGUUGCUGAGCCAGGUUUUGAAACAAACUGAAAUGAACAGGGAUACAACUAGGGCUGGGCGAUAAAAUGAUAACAAUUUAUAUAAAAAAAUUAUUUUCCCUCAAUAUCAAUAUAAAACAUGGUCAAUAUCCUUUUCAGUAGUUGGCAUUCUGACAUGUUUUGGUAGUCUAUACGAAAAGCCAAUGAAAGGGGAAGUUGCUCCGGGUCUGCUUCAUGCUGAACCAAUCAUGUGCUGAAUUAGCUCUAAGUAGCAAACAACUGCAUAGUAGCAGGUUGCAGCUACACGCAACCAUAGCACUUGAACACGUGCAGCCGACAGCACUGUCGGUGAGAAAAUGCAGAUGAAAGCUGAGCAGAUGAUGACAUUGUAGACAACACUGGCAGGAAAACGUUGGUAGUGUGGGGGUAUUUUGGUUUUCUGAGGUUGAACCUGAAGCAGAGUACUGUACACUGCAAAUUAUGUCGAGUACAUGUUAUUGCAAAGUCGGGGAAUACCUCAAAUCUUUUUCACCACCUAAAGCAGUGCCACGCUGCAAAACACGAGCAGAGUAAGGAGCCCAUAGAGCCUGUGCAGCCGAAACAGCUGACCAUUCAGUCCGCUUUCUCUAGUGCAACGCCUUACGACAAAAUGUCAAAGAGACACAAAGACCUCACAGAUGCAGUAGCUUAUUGUACUGCAAAAGACAUGCUACAAAUAAGCACUGUAAAAUUUUAUUUUCAUAUCGUGAUAUACAUCGAUAUCGACUGAUAUGAAAAAAAUAUAUUGUGAUAAACUUUCUCCCAUAUCCCCCAGCCCUGGAUGCAACUAUAUGAUUGAGAAACGUAUCCAACACUGUCUACAACACGACAGACUAUUUGUACUGUGUUUUAUUGUAUUGAAAGUGUGUUACAGCUGCCACUGGGUCAGUGUCAGACAGUUCAAUCAACAGUACACAACUGAAACAGUUAUUGUUGAAGAGUGAGUGACCAUUAAAGGACAGCAGGAUGAGACUUGUCACAGGAAAACACUGCUUACUCAUGUACAGGGAAGGACGAACCGCUUUUGCUGCAGGGAGCACCAAUAUUGUUUGAUCAUAUUUUAAUGUUAUGCGUUCUCCCCAGCUGCUAAAUGACCUGGAAAUAUUUGUUCAAGAUUAGAUUUUGGGAAAUAUUUUCGUUCAGGUGUUCAGGGAAAUUACUAUAUAUAGUCAAAUCAUUGACGUAAAUCUCUUGUUUAUUUUAGGUCAGUUAAAAAUAACCCAGCCAACCCAAAUUGGAUAUGUACACAUCUUCAUUUCUUGUGAACGUGUAAAUAGUGUCAGUGGAUCUAAAGUGUCGCUUGUCAAAUGUUCCUUUACCUGCAGGCUGGCUAAGAGGUCCUGGUUUGGUAACUUCAUCAGCCUGGAGAAAGAGGAGCAGAUCUUUGUCAUGAUUCGAGACAAGCCGCUCAGCUCUAUCAAAGCCGACAUCGUACAUGCCUUCCUCUCAGUGAGUACAAUCCAGCUCGGAUAAGUCUCAGCACUGUCGUUCUGAUACCAUUCAUGGCCUUUGAGGCAGAGUUCAGGAUUUUAUCUUUUUUUAAUCCACAUAAACCUUUUCUUUGACAUCUUCAGAUCCCGUCCCUCAGUCACAGUGUGGUGUCUCAGAACAGUUUCCGGGCAGAGUACAAGUCCUCUGGCGGCCCCUCUGUCUUCCAGAAGCCUGUCAAGUUCCAAGUAAAUAUACAUACACACAUCUUGUAUAUAUAAAUAUGAAUACAUAAAAUAUGUUUACUUCUUUAGGCUUAUUAGACAUAAGCUUAAUUCCUCAGGAGUAAAGUUUGAUUGUUCGAGCAUCAUUUGUGUGUCUCAGUGUAAAGGUCCACAGAAUGUAGACUUAAUAUCCUAAUUCCACCGCAAAUAUGGGGAUUAUAUCUGUCACUGUAUGGCAACUUUUAUAAACAUUUCACAGUCCAGAAAAUGGUGACAGAUGGUGUUUGUGUAAGUUUUCUGUGGUUCUCUGUGGUGGACUUAACCCAGCAAAUAUGCAUCCAUAUGUAAUGCUGAGUCGGUAGUGUGCCAGAUAUGAUCUUGAUAUUCUUUUUUGCUUUCAAAUGUAGAAACGAGAGCUGAUCAUUGAGUGUAUCCCUGCAGAUUGUAGAAGAGAUUGUAAUGUCUAUUGACGAGGCCCUCUAGUGGUGGAGUCUCAAAAGUUGCACUUCAACAAUCUUUAUUUUUUCUCUGUAAGCAUCUGUCCUGGACUUUUACUAGCAUUUGUGACUCUUUUUCCCUUCAGGUCGACAUUGCUUUCUCCGAGGGGGAGAGAGAGCGAGAGAGGGAGCGGGCAGAGAGAGAAGGAAGAAGAGAGAUGGGCAUCUACAGUGUCACAUUUACUCUAAUAGCAGGUAGGACUUGGUGUUAUUAGGAAGAUUCGUUCUCAUGCAUUCUAGCAUCUUUUAGCUUUUGUUACAGCUUUCAAGGCCUCAUGCAUAAAAGUACAUAUUUUUAUCAUCAUCUCUGGUACUGUGCUGUAUCACCAAGUGAUCUUUAUGUACUCUAAAUAUUAUAAUAUUUAGUAUAAAUAAGGAUCAACGUGUGGCACGCAGUCUAAGUUAUUAGAAGAGAUCUUCAGAUUCACUCUUUUAUUAAGUUUGAUUGUGAUUUCUUGGCGAAAUCCUUGAGGGUACAUCUCUGGUUCAGUAUUUCAAACUGGAGUUCAAGUCAUCACAUUUUAAAGGGUCGAUGCCGUCUCCUCUCAGGUCCCAGUCGCAGGUUUAAAAGAGUGGUGGAAACCAUACAAGCUCAGCUCCUGAGUACUCAUGAUCAGCCUUCUGUGCAGGCACUGGCUGGUAAGUAGCACACACACACACUUAUACACAUGCACUUCUAGUGUGUGUUUCACCUCUUCCUUCCCUGAUUUCACUCCUCAGAUGAGAAGAAUGGUCAGCUUACCCGUCAGCCGAGCACUCCUUCGCGUCAGAACUCCCGUCGUUCAGAAAGCGGAUCGGAGCGGGAGCGGGGAGAAAAGGAUCGUGCGGUGGAUGGGGUAAGCGGAAGUGGGAGCAGCAGUGGGACAGUCCUACAAAGGCAAGGAUCUGGGAAGGACAAGACCAGACUCCUCUCGUCAUCCAAUGGGACACAGUCUCAUCCUUGAAAAGAAUGUUUGGAAGAGAGGCGAGGGUCUUCUUCUUUGCCUUUUCCCUUCCCUCCCUCAGUCCUUCCCACAUUCUUCACUAACCUCUCUGUCCUUACAUCCUGUCUUGCUUCCCUCUGUUAUUCCAAAGCAAUGAGAAAGAGGGAGCUCUUCUUUAAAGCUGAUUGAAGGAUCUCAUGGAGAAUGGCUCCCUCCAAUGGCUUACCUAAGUUGAAAUGUAUACUUGUAGGAAGCAGGUUGAUUCCUGGUCAGCCUACAAGGGCAGCUUCACCCUGGAGAAACCAGUCCAAGGACAGGGCAUCACAGAUGUCCCAAGGCCUUACGGGAAAAGCUUACACUCCAGCAAACCUAUAAGCACACAACUUUUCAACCGUUCAUCCCAUGCAAGUCUGGGUUCAGACCCAAAAGGAAACCUCCCAACGGUCACUCAAACAACAGCAGAGGAGUCUAGCCUGUGAGUUACAGUCAUUCUCAUUUAUCUUUUUCCUCCAGGACAGCUUAUGGUCAACUUAGAUUAUCAGGCUUUCUCAACAAAACAUGACCAAACACGAAAGGCGCCCCCUCUCUCCCCUCACUCGGAUGAAAAACAAAACAAAACUUUAAGAGUUCAUCUCAAACAGGAAAGAUAGUUUGAAGAAGACGUUAGUGGACCUCGAAGUGGAUUUGCCCCCAUGAAAGUAAGCAAAACUUCAAAUUCUGUACUUUCAUCAUCACCGAGUCUGAAAACAUGACAGAAGAUGGAUCCGACGAGGCCGGCAUGUGGCAUUACAUCUAUGUGAAAGUUAAAAUCAGGAAGACAAGAUGCAACACUUUCUCGAGUGUGUUAGCAGCAUACAGUCCCACUCUUUAUUUCUCGGCUCCGCAGAUAAAGCUAAGACGCCGUAUUGCCUUUAUGGAGGAGAACAAGUGGAUUGCUAGAAAGAUUUAGUCCCAUUUUCAAGACACUUGUCACACCACUAGUUGAAUGUUUCCCAUGUAAAAAGCCCCACUGAAAAAGAGGGAGAUGAAUAGUUAGCAUGCUAGCUAGCUAUUUGGUAAGAAUAGAAGGAGAAAAGGAAAAUUAGCAGCUGAAUUUUAGGUUAACUCAGAAAUAACAUUGAAGUCAACUCGGUCAAAUAGUAAUUUUCUUUCACAGUUUGACCUGUUUUAACAACACACACAUGCUACAUGUAGCCUAGCCUACAUUUUAAGCAUUACUUUCAUUAGUUUCUCCCCUCUUCUUACUGACUUCGAAGCUUUUCUUUACAAACGAACCAUCAAGGGAAAAUCCACAGUACAUCAUUAUACUGAGCUGUUUUGAGGCCCAGCUUAGAUAUACUAAGCCCCAACCUCUAAACUAUGUAGCGUAGCAUCCAAAAUUAGCACACUGGCCUCUGAAAAUGACCUCAAUUGUUUUAUGUGCAAAUAGACACAUUACAUCUAUUUGAAAAAUCUAAUAAAGGUUUUCCUUUAGGUAUAGCUGCUAGCUUACAUGACUUAACUCAGCCCAGCAGCCCAAAAUAUAGAGGCUACAUCAAUUUACCUUUAUUUCUGAUAUUGUUGUGUAUUUCUCCUAUUAGCUGUAUUGCACAAGGUUCUCCCAUUGUAUGUCACAAAAACUGCUCAAUCUCCAGUAUAUAUUUUGUACUGUGGGUUUUCGUCUUUUUGUUUCUUAAUGAUGGAGUUACCCGAGAAAGGUUUCACUUCCGAGCCAGUUUGACGAGGAGGAAUAGUGACCCUGACCAGCUGUGUACAUGUGACCACACUCUAUCUGUGAGCAUGUGAUUGUUAAGUGUUGACAAGAAUGAACCUGUCCUUAACCCAAUGAGAGUGAAAGUCCAGGGAAUUACGGUCAAUGAAGACGGAUGAAGAUGGAAAUUUGGAGCUCAAAAAAUAAAAAAAAUGUUAGACCCCACAGGACAAUGUCGCCUUUUAUGACACAUAAUUAAGCAACUUAAAACCCUCCAUUUGUUCCUUAUUGUUUGCUAAACGAUAAAGGGUGACACCGCCGCCUGUGUUCAUCUGAAGGGUGAGACUGAGGAGGGAAUACAGAGAGGAAAACAAAUUAUGUACUUUUCAUAAGAAGAAAAACAAGACAGCAAAAAGAAAAAUGACUUUACAGCAUCUGGUAUUGCAAAGACCCUGCACACAUAUUGCCCGAAGGGGGAAGAGGAAAAAUAAAGCCACACACCGAGAAUUAUUUUUUUUUCUUGCGUGUUUUACCUUCAUCCUUCAUACCUUCUUUCACAACUAUUCCCGGGUCCUUUUGAGAUUUUUGAGAAAUGUUUUGUGUUUGCCACCGGCAUAACGGAGGGUGCACCAACCCUUUGAAUGUCAAAAACUGUUUUUGAGUGUAAAGGAAAAUUUGCUUCACACAUUCAAUGAAAAUGUAUGUAUUUAUGGAUGUAUGUAUGGAUGGAUGGAUGUGUUAUACUUAUUUAUUAAUUAUUUAUUUGUUAUUUAUCCAUUUGUCAAGUUUUUGUUAAAGUUGUGAUUUUUUUUUUUCAUCACAAGUAGAAGAUGGGGGGAAAAGGGAAUACCAUGUUCAGGACGUCUGACACUCCAGUGCAAACCAGAUUUUAUUAUGUUGCAGAAAUUCCCUGUUUAUCUUUUGUUUUUACCAGCUCUGUUCUUUCUGUUUGCUCCAUAUGCUACAGCCCUAGAUAAACACUCCACACGUACUUAGUAAUAAGACCCACAUGGAGGAAGUCUGAACUCAGAGAGAAGUCUUGCCAUAUCUGUUUGUGCUGACUCAUCCAGUCACUUUUUGUCUUUUGGGUUCUUGUUCUUGAUUGACAUCCAAGGCGAAAAAAAGAGCAGGAUGAAAAGCUGCUGAAAUGUUACACUAAGAGUUUGACAAUAUUUUAGGGUGGAUUAUGUCAAUUUAAGACACCAACACUUUCUCUGCCUUUAAAUUAAGAGUCAUGUUUACACCAUGCAAGCGAUUGGGGUUUCAGGAUGUCUGUUGUUCUGUUGGAAAGUAACUCCAGAGCAGGCUUGAAUUACUCUACCAUCCUCAAAACUAUUGCCACUGUACUUUGAAACGUCUCCUGUCACACACCUAAAGAAUCAGUUUCUUUUUACAGCUAAGAAGUAAAAGUUAGUAUGCUAACAAGAUAGCCUGCUAGGUGAGCACAGAUGGCAUUGUAACUUCUAGAUUUGACACUUUACAGGACUGGAUGUAGUCUCUGUGGUACAAUCCAGUAGUCUAUGAGGAGUUACAAUGCCCAAUGAUGGGGGUUGCUAUAUUGUAAAUGCAAUAUUAAAUGUGCGUUUUCAUAGGGACCCUGACAGGUUUCCUCUGCUUUCAGAGGUAGCAUUAAAGGGACUCUUAAAUAAGCACAGUUAGUUACUUAAGCUUCAUAUUUUCACCCCAAAUGUUGCAGCUUAUUAUUUUUGUAAGCGUGUUAGCAUAUAGCUGAAAGCAAAGUACAGCCUCUGAAGAGAGCUAGCAUGGCUGUAGACUUUGGGCCUUUCUCAAAGUGUUGAAUGAUUCAUGAAGCGUGAAUGCAUGUGUAACAUCUCUUAAUCAUUCCCAGGGAACUCUUGGUGUUUAUUCAUGUUAACUCCACUGAAACCGUUCUACUUUUUUAGCCGACUGUCAAGAAUCUUCACACACUCUGCACAUAAAACUGAAAGAGCUUAGCUGGAAUGGAAAGACACAAUCAGUUGGUAGUUUUAUUUGACAUAUCCUGGACUUUUAAAGCAUUCCUGAAAUUCCUGAAAAGCGGGUGUACUUAAGUUCCGGAGAAUCUGUUUGCACACUGGGUUGAAAUUCAGAAGAACCCACCCUCUGAAAGGUUUCAACUCUUAACUCUUUUUAAUUUAGAUCAAAUGUGCUCGUCCCUCUCUUAUGUAACCGGAGGCUUUCUUUUCCUGUCCUGGCGCUCAGAGUUGGCCCCAUGGAGAAAACUAGUAGAGAGGUGCACACAACUCAAAGGGCAGAGAUCAAGGCGGUUUCAAGUUACACAGUCAUACACCUAAAAGAGAACAUUAAAGCAGGAGGUCAGGGCUCAAGUCAAGACAAAGUCAAGUUUAACCUCUGAAAUCCACUAUAAGUCGGAAAGAUACAAGUCAAAAAAGAAGAGUAAAGACAGGAAAAAUGGCUGCUCUGAUUCUGAGUGGACUUCUUCCAAACACAUCCGUGACAUUUCAGUUGCUUAGUCAGACCUGUUGAGAGAAAUCUCACUCCUCCCACCCUCAUUUCUUCCUUACCCUACAAUCCAUCCACAGAUUUGACAUUUUCUACAACCCCCAUCCAUCCUGUUUGUAUCUCUAGAAUCUUACCUGCACAUAUCUCAGCCCUUAUAUAAUCAUCCCUGCCCCUUGUAUACAUUUUAUACACUGUAUACUCAACGCAGAUGCUGUAUACAUUUGUAUAUGCUGUAUGUCUGUCUCAUUGUAUGCCAUCCAUAUCUAUGUAACUUUCACUAUCUUUUAUUGACACUGUAGUCACAACUCUUUAUCUCAUCAUUAUUGCUCAUUUUUCUUCUGCUGAUAGAACUGUAUGACUAUAAUCUCUUGACUCCAGCCCAUAUUAUCCUCCACUUCUGCCACACCUUGCCGCACUGUACCCAUGAUGACCACUCCCUGUUAUUAUCAACUCUCAAUCCACACAGAAAAUAUUUUUUCUUUUUCACUCUGGAUGUGAGGUUAGAAAAACUUUGAGGGAGGUGGGGUAGGGUGGGUCAAGAAAACUGCUUACACGAUUAACGAUGAUGACAACGACAAGAGAAAUGUCUGUAGUAUAAUUACAAAAAAGGAAAAGUGCACUAUUAUGACAAUGAUUAUUAUUGCCUGUGAGAAAUACUGACCAAUAAAUAACAGAAACUAUCUGUUGGUUUAUGUGUUCUUUUUUCAAAUAUGCGGUUGGCAGUGGGGCUAACAAUUCAUUGAAACAACACAAGUCACUGUGCAGUCACAGAAAAGUUAUGAGGUGAUUAUGUUUAACACUAACAGUUGUCAUUUGGGGUAGAAUCAGUCUGUAAAUCUAGGCUACUCCAAACCUUCUUGUAAGAAAGUUUGCUACCCCUACUUCACCACCCUUGUAAAGAGCCCAAAGUGAACGUGCAUGCAAAAGUGGUACCUAAUGAGGUACUUUAGUUGAGAUCUUGAGAAAACACCUCUAUUAACUUGUUAAUGCAAGGAAACGGAGUAGAUCUAUUGUUUGGAAGUAGGGCUGGGCGAUAAAACAAUAACGAUAUAUAUCGAAAAUUAAUUUCCCUCAAUAUCAAUAUAAAACAUGGUCAAUAUGCUUUUCAAUAGUCGGCAUUCUGCCAUGUUUUGGUAGACUACACGAAUACCCAAUGAAAAGAUGAAAUCAUUGACAACACUGGAACGAAAAGGUUGGUGGCAUGGAGG